Messenger RNA from Mya arenaria, 2949 nucleotides. Its product is annotated as mucin-2-like. The record is from RefSeq and is a predicted model, not a curated record. Bases 1 to 2949 code for a protein of 982 amino acids. Lineage: Eukaryota; Metazoa; Mollusca; Bivalvia; Myida; Myidae. The transcript is spliced from 4 exons.
AUGCCAUAUGGAGACGAACAGUUGGUAAAAUCCCCGCCAAGGCCCCUGCAACCCGGGGACUCUAGCUUGGAAAAACAGAAUAUCAAUAAUUCCGGGCUUAAACUAACUCCACGAGACACACGUCACACCACAACAGACACUCCACGAGACACACAACGUUACACCAAAACAGACACUCCACAAAACUCACAACGUUACACCACAACAGACAGUCCACGAGAAACACGGCGUCACACCACAACAUACACUCCAAGAGACACACAGCGUUACACCAUAACAGACACUCUGCAAAACUCACAACGUUACACCACAACGUACACUCCACAAAACUCACUACGUUACACCACAACAGACACUCCACAAAACUCACAACGUUACACCACAACAGACACUCCACAAAACUCACAACGUUACACCACAACAGACACUCCACAAAACUCACAACGUUACACCACAACAGACACUCCACAAAACUCACAACGUUACACCACAACAGACACUCCGCAAAACUCUCAACGUUACACCACAACAGACAGUCCACAAAACUCACAACGUUACACCACAACAGACACUCCGCAAAACUCACAACGUUACACCACAACAGACACUCCGCAAAACUCUCAACGUUACACCAUAACAGACAGUCCACGAGACACACAACGUCACACCACAUCAGACACUCCAAGAGACACACAGCGUUACACCACAACAGACACUCCAAAAGACACACAACGUUACAUCACAACAGACACUCAACAAAACUCACAGCGUCACACCACAACAGACACUCUACGCGACACACAACGUUACACCACAACAGACACUCCACGAGACACACAACGUUACACCACAACAGACACUCCACGAGACAAACAACGUUACACCACAACAGACACUCCACGAGACACACAGCGUUACACCACAACAGACACUCCAAGAGACACACAACGUUACACCACAACAGACACUCCAAGAGACACACAACGUUACACCACAACAGACACUCUAAGAGACACACAGCGUUACACCACAACAUACACUCCACAAAACUCACAGCGUUACACCACAACAGACACUCCACAAAACUCACAACACAGUCCACGAGACACACAACGUCACACCACAACAGACUCUGCAAGAGACACACAGCGUUACACCACAACAGACACUCCACAAAACUCACUACGUCACACAAAAACAGACACUGCAAGAGACACACAGCGUUACACCACAACACACACUCCACAAAACUCACAACGUCACACCACAACAGACACUCCACAAAACUCACAACGUUACACCACAACAGACACUCCACAAAACUCACUACGUUACACCACAACAGACUCUCCACAAAACACACAACGUUACACCACAACAGACACUCCACAAAACCCGCAACGUUACACCACAACAGACAUUCCACAAAACUCACUACGUUACACCACAACAGACACUCCACAAAACACACAACGUUACACCACAACAGACACUCCACAAAACUCACAACGUCACACCACAUCAGACACUCCACAAAACUCCCAACGUUACACCACAACAGACACUCCACAAAACUCACAACGUUACACCACAACAGACACUCCACGAGACACACAACAUCACACCACAACAGACACUCCACAAAACUCACAACGUUACACCACAACAGACACUGCACAAAACUCACAACGUCACACCACAACAGACACUCCACAAAACUCACAACGUCACACCACAACAGACACUCCACAAAACUCACAACGUCACACCACAACAGACACUCCACAAAACUCACAACGUCACACCACAACAGACACUCCACGGGACACACAACGUUACACCACAACAGACACUCCACGAGACACACAACGUUACACCACAACAGACACUGCACAAAACUCACAACGUCACACCACAACAGACACUCCACAAAACUCACAACGUCACACCACAACAGACACUCCACAAAACUCACAACGUCACACCACAACAGACACUCCACGAGACACACAACGUUACACCACAACAGACACUCCACAAAACUCACAACGUCACACCACAAUAGACACUCCACGAGACACACAACGUUACACCACAACAGACACUCCACAAAACUCACAACGUCACACCACAACAGACACUCCAAGGGACACACAACGUUACACCACAACAGACACUCCACGAGACACACAACGUUACACCACAACAGACACUCCACGAGACACACAGCGUCACACCACAACAGACACCCCACAAAACUCACAACUCACACGUCACACCACAACAUUCACUCCACGAGUCACACGUCAAACCACAACAUUCACUCCACGAGACACACGUCACACCACAACAUUCACUCCACGAGACACACGUCACACCACAACAUUCACUCCACAAGACACACGUCACACCACAACAUUCACUCCACGAGACACACAGCGUCACACCACAACAUUCACUCCACGAGACACACGUCACACCACAACAUUCACUCCACGAGACACACGUCACACCACAACAUACACUCCGCGAGACACACAACGUCACACCACAUUAUUCACCUCACGAGACACACGUCACACCACAACAUUCACUCCACGAGACACACGUCACACCACAACAUUCACUCCGCGAGACACACAACGUCACACCACAACAUUCACUCCACGGGACACACGUCACACCACAACAUACACUCCACGAGACACACGUCACACCACAACAUUCACUCCGCGAGACACACAUCACACCACAACCUUCACGCCGCGAGACACACAACGUCACACCACAACAUUCAUUCUACGGGACACACGUCACACCACAACAUACACUCCACGAGACACACGUCACACCACAACAUUCACUCCGCGAGACACACGUCACACCACCACAACAUACACUCCACGAGACACACAUCACACCACAACAUUCACGCCGCGAGACACAUAA